UCCCUCCCCGUUUUGGUCCGUUUGGUGUCAAGUGAAUACGACCCUGUGUAGUUUUGUAACACAGCAAUAAUGCAUUUACGCAAGUUCUAAAUCGAAAUCAUUAUGCGCAUUCUGAUGUUCAUACAUGCAGCAGAAACUACACCUUCAAAAGGGUGAGGAUCAUUCUACAAUUUGACAUUUAUACGUAACACCACCAGUCUCUAGCCGAGAUGACCCAGGUACGAAGGUCGGUGGGAGAGGCGCUGUGGGGAAUGUGUGCCGCCGACGCCAUGUCCAUGCCCGUGCACUGGUACUACAACAUCGACGACAUCAAGAGAGAUUUUGGAGGAUGGAUCACCGGCUUCAACGCACCCAACAACAGACACCCGUCCAGCAUCCUCACCCUCUCCAACUCAGCGGGGAGCGGUCGCACUGCAUGGUCCUCUGGUGGGAACAGACCCCAUGUUGUGGGUAGCGUAAUCCUCCAUAACAAGCUCAAGUUCUGGAAGGCAUCAGGCGGAUCGGUCCACUAUCACCAAGGUCUCCAGGCAGGUGAGAAUACCCUGAAUGCCAUCUGCUCCCUGAGGGUGGCACAGGCCCUGACAGGGGGGAAGUUUGCCAGCGUGGCAGAACCAGCGGCGAGGGGGGCGGUGCUGGCUGAUUACGUACACUUCAUGACCACGCCAGGAACACAUGGAGACACCUACGCAGAGUCCUUCCACAGAGCAUUCUUCUCCGACUGGCAAGACCCCAGACCCACUUCCUCCAGCAAGGUGUUGGAGUUUGCAGAGCAGCGCUACCAGCAGAAGAUGAACGUGUCAGUCCCCGACAGCCAGCUAGACGCUAUUGGCUGCCUCCCCAUGGCCAUCCCCUUUGUGCUUCUCUCUGCCACAGCCAAUGAGGACCAAGCUGUGUCUGCAGCGGUAGAGUUUGUCCGGCUCACCCACCCCCACCCCAAGGUGGAGAAAUAUGUGACGCUGUACGCCCGAGCCCUCCAUGCCACUCUGAAUGGGGAGUGUCUGAAGCAGCAAGCGGAGGCCGCCCUUAAGUCACCCGAGCUGGACGCAUGGGACACUUGCAAGCCCUACAUACAGAAAGCAGCCAGGUUUCCAACCUCUUCUGCAGAGGGGCUCAAGGUUCACCAGAGUGCAGUGGAAAUGCUUGGCAUGGCCUGCUACACCCGAGCUGCCCUCAGUAGUAUGUUCUACCUAGCACACGAAUUUCACAGUGACCCUCAUGGAGGGAUCCUGGCAAACACCAAUUGUGGCGGAGAGAACUGCAACAGGGGUUUUGCUUUGGGGGCUCUGCUGGGGGCGAGGGCAGGGUACACGGGUGGAUCUGUACCCCAGGAGUGGAAGGAUGGAUUGAGGAACGCACAGGAACCCAUCCAUGAAAUACUAAAGAUGCUCUGAGACUGCCCCCUAUAGGACAUAAAGCGCGCAUCAUAGCACUGACACACAUACCUUACCUCCGUUUGGUUGUUGUAACUCAUAACAACAUCUGUGUACCUUACAAUGAAAAAGAUUACUAUGCACAAAUAAUUACCUUGUGUAAAAGUGCUUAUUUUCCCAAUUUUACUCUUAAGGCCUUAAGGCCUUCCAGGUUUGCCUUGGUUUACUCCCCAGCUGAAAGCUCAGCAAUCUCUCUCGACCAUACUAGUAACUGUUCUCAACUGUGUCUCCAUUAAAUAUAUUUUAGAGAUCAGUUGGAGUUUACGCUCGCAAACUCCCUUAAAAUACCUUCGCUUGAAAAAUUUGAAAGAAGUGGAAAUAUUACUGUUUGUACCUCUUGAGACACCAUAGUCAGUACACUUCCUCAAAAUAGUCUCAAUUAAUUUAAGAUAAAUCUAUAAAUAGUUUUGUGUUUUUGCUGAGGAGGUCUUAGUUGCUCAAUUUUACAUCUAAGAUUUUUGGUACAGUAUUUCUUAACAUCUGCAUGAAAACUAGUCGUCUCUCGUUGAAUGACAACAAGCACUUCCUUGAAGAUUCCCUAUUGUUGACCAAUCACCGAUGAAGGGGCGUAGACUUCGGCUACGGAACUUUGACAAGCCUCAAGAAAAACGUGUGAUGAACAGCCGGGGGAAAAACCCUGCCGAACAACCAAAACGUCACAGAAUUUCAUCAGAAUAUAUGCGCGAUCUGUUUCGACUUGGAAUUAUACCGUAAACUUUAUACUCAUAUCGAGUUUGAGUUGAAGAAUAAAAAGUUAAACUUUUUUAAAGUACAUUUGAUCAUAUACAUUGAUUGCAGAAGCAGGUAGACAGUACCCUGCAACAUUUCUACAUUCCUUGUUUCCAAGUUAUGCAAAGGGAAACAUUGUGAUUUAUGGCAGUUCAAUGGUAACUUAUUUUAUCAGUCUUAUUUUCAUUUGGAUAGAACCUAAUGAUGUUAUUUGAAAGGUAAUAUGCCCUGCCAAAUUGUGUUUUAAAGUUGAAUAAAAGUAUUUAUGCUGGUCGAUUAUGCCCACAUACAAUAGUA
Molecule: messenger RNA, 2456 nt
Organism: Salmo salar (Atlantic salmon)
Lineage: Eukaryota; Metazoa; Chordata; Actinopteri; Salmoniformes; Salmonidae
Source: RefSeq, a predicted model, not a curated record